Molecule: messenger RNA, 3541 nt
Organism: Rattus rattus (black rat)
Lineage: Eukaryota; Metazoa; Chordata; Mammalia; Rodentia; Muridae
Gene: Myo1a
Product: myosin IA
Exons: 28
Coding region: 201-3332 (1043 amino acids)
Biological process (GO): sensory perception of sound; actin filament organization; vesicle transport along actin filament
Cellular component (GO): actin cytoskeleton; myosin complex; vesicle
Molecular function (GO): actin filament binding; microfilament motor activity; ATP binding
Source: RefSeq, a predicted model, not a curated record
GCACAGAAGAAGGUCGGACAGAGGACGCCUGGCUUCUGACACCAUGGACAGCUCCUGUUAACUCAGACACUGCUUCUUCCUUGGUAUCAGUGGCUCAGACCCUUCCCAUCAGACUGGGACUUGGUCCCCUGCCCCCCAUUCACCAAGGGGCACCGAAGUACUCCCUCAUUUCUACUGUUGGGACCCUCUAGCCUCUUGACAUGCCUCUCCUGGAAGGUUCCGUGGGGGUGGAGGAUCUCAUCCUCCUGGAGCCUCUGGAUGAGGAGUCUCUGAUCAAGAACCUCCAACUUCGUUAUGAGAAAAAAGAGAUUUAUACGUACAUUGGGAAUGUGGUGAUCUCCAUGAACCCCUACCAGCAGCUUCCUAUCUAUGGCCCAGAGUUUAUUGCCAAAUAUCGGGACUAUACCUUCUAUGAGCUGAAGCCCCACAUCUAUGCUUUGGCAAACGUGGCCUACCAGUCGCUGAAGGAUCGGGACCGGGACCAGUGUAUACUGAUCACUGGCGAGAGUGGAGCUGGCAAGACUGAGGCGAGUAAGCUAGUGAUGUCCUAUGUGGCUGCUGUCUGUGGGAAAGGGGAGCAGGUGAACUCCGUGAAGGAGCAGCUGCUUCAGUCAAACCCAGUGCUGGAAGCAUUUGGCAAUGCCAAGACCAUCCGCAAUGACAACUCCUCUCGAUUUGGAAAAUACAUGGACAUCGAGUUUGACUUCAAAGGGUCCCCCCUUGGAGGUGUCAUUACCAACUAUCUGCUUGAGAAGUCCAGAGUGGUGAAGCAACUCAAAGGGGAGAGGAACUUCCAUAUCUUCUAUCAGCUGCUCGCUGGAGCAGACACACAGCUGCUAAAGGCCCUAAAGCUUGAGGAGGAUGCACGUGGCUAUGCCUACCUUAAUGGGGACGUGUCCAGGGUGAACGGUAUGGACGAUGCCUCCAACUUCAGGGCUGUGCAGAAUGCAAUGGCAGUGAUUGGAUUCUCAGAGGAGGAGAUUAGACAAGUGCUGGAGGUGACAGCCCUGGUACUGAAGCUGGGCAAUGUGAAGCUGGCAGAUGAAUUCCAGGCCAACGGGCUUCCAGCCAGCGGUGUCUGUGAUGGGAAAGGUAUUCAGGAGAUUGGGGAGAUGAUGGGUUUGAACUCUGCAGAACUAGAGAAAGCUUUGUGCUCAAGAACCAUGGAGACAGGCAAAGAGAAGGUGGUCACGGUGCUGAAUGUCAUCCAGGCUCAGUAUGCUCGGGAUGCCCUGGCCAAGAAUAUUUACAGCCGCCUCUUCGACUGGAUAGUGAAUCGCAUCAACGAGAGCAUCAAGGUGGGCACUGGGGAGAAGAGGAAGGUUAUGGGAGUCCUGGAUAUCUACGGCUUUGAGAUACUGGAGGAUAACAGCUUUGAGCAGUUCGUGAUCAACUACUGCAAUGAAAAACUACAGCAGGUGUUUAUAGAACUGACCUUGAAGGAAGAACAGGAGGAAUAUAAGAGAGAAGGCAUACCGUGGACAAAGGUGGAGUACUUUGACAAUGGCAUCAUCUGUGACCUCAUUGAACAUAGUCAGCGAGGCAUCCUGGCCAUGCUGGAUGAGGAGUGCCUGAGACCUGGGGUGGUCAGUGACUCCACUUUCCUAGCAAAGCUGAACCAGCUCUUCUCCAAGCACAGUCACUACGAGAGUAAAGUCACCCAGAAUGCUCAGCGCCAAUACGACCGCACCAUGGGCCUCAGCUGCUUCCGCAUCUGCCACUAUGCGGGCAAGGUGACAUACAACGUGACCAGUUUCAUCGACAAGAAUAACGACCUACUCUUCCGAGACCUAUCCCAGACAAUGUGGAAGGCCCAGCAUCCCCUCCUCCAUUCCUUGUUCCCAGAGGGGAAUCCCAAGGAAGCGUCUCUCAAACGGCCCCCGACUGCUGGGACCCAGUUUAAGAAUUCGGUGGCCAUACUCAUGAAGAACCUGUAUUCUAAGAACCCCAACUACAUCAGGUGCAUAAAGCCCAAUGACCAGCAGCAGCAAGGCAGGUUCACCUCAGAACUGGUUAUGGUCCAGGCUCGAUACCUGGGGCUGCUGGAGAAUGUUCGGGUGCGCAGGGCUGGCUACGCCUUCCGCCAGGCCUAUAAGCCUUUCCUGGAGAGGUACCGAUUGCUGAGCCGGAGCACGUGGCCACGCUGGAAUGGGGAAGACCGGGAAGGUGUGGAGAAAGUCCUGGGGUCUCUGAUUUUGUCAUCAGAGGAGCUGGCCUAUGGGAGGACAAAGAUCUUCAUCAGAAGCCCCAAGACUCUUUUCUACCUGGAAGAACAAAGGCGUCUGAGGCUUCAGCAGCUGGCCACCCUCAUCCAGAAGGUUUACCGGGGCUGGCGCUGUCGGACCCACUACCAGCAGAUGCGGAAGAGUCAGAUCCUCAUCUCGGCUUGGUUUCGAGGCAACAAGCAAAAGAAGCACUAUGGGAAGAUCCGGUCAUCAGUACUGCUGAUCCAGGCUUUCGUGAGGGGGUGGAAGGCCCGCAAGAACUAUCGAAAAUACUUCCGGUCAGGCGCCGCCAUCACCUUGGCAAAUUUUAUCUACCAGAGCAUAACCCAGAAAUUCCUCUUGAAUCUGAAGAAGAAUUUGCCAUCCACCAAAGUGUUGGACAACACGUGGCCAGCCGCCCCUUACAGGUGCUUCAACACAGCCAAUCAGGAACUGCAGCACCUCUUCUACCAGUGGAAGUGCAAGAAGUACCGAGAUCAGCUGUCCCCGAAGCAGGUGCAGACACUGAGGGAAAAGCUCUGUGCCAGCGAACUGUUUAAGGGCAAGAAGGCUUCCUACCCCCAGAGCGUGCCUGUCCCUUUCCGUGGUGAUUACGUCGGCCUGCAGGGGAACCCCAAGCUGCAGAGACUGAAGGGCAGGGAGGAAGGGCCUGUCCUGGUGGCAGACGCCGUGAAGAAGGUCAACCGUGGCAAUGGCAAGACGUCUUCACGGAUUCUCCUCCUGACCAAGGGGCAUGUGAUUCUCACAGAUGCCAAGAAGUCCCAGGCCCAAAUUGUCAUUAAGCUGGAGGAUGUGGCUGGGGUGUCAGUCACCAGCCUCGAGGACGGGCUCUUUAGCUUGCAUCUGAGUGAGAUGUCGUCGGCAGCCUCCAAGGGGGACAUCCUGCUAAUCAGCGACCACCUGGUUGAACUGCUGACAAAAAUGUACCAAGCAGUGCUGGAUGCCACACAGAGGCAGCUUCCUGUCACUGUGACUGAGAAGUUCUCAGUGAGGUUCAAGGAGGGCAGUGUGGCUGUCAAGGUUACCCAGGGCCCCCAGGGGAGUGGGAACAGAAAGCUGACUUGCAAGAAGAAGGGGAGUAGUUCUAUGGAGGUGACUGUGCGGUGAGGAGAUUGGGACCUCCUGGAGACACAGCUUCUUCCUCUGGAGCAAAACUUGGAGUCUUGCUCUUCUGACCAUGAGGUGUGGGGCUUAGAGAUGAAGAACCCUCGAAGAUGCCCCUCUGUUCCCGGGACCUUUCUAGAAUUCUUACCCAAAUGUAGCAUCCUCCCAGCUUCAGCCCAUUAAUAAAUGAAGUGGUUCACGAGGUCUGGGUA